Schizophyllum commune H4-8 is the source of this 300-nucleotide messenger RNA. RefSeq lists its product as uncharacterized. Bases 1 to 300 code for a protein of 99 amino acids. The record is from RefSeq and is a predicted model, not a curated record. Lineage: Eukaryota; Fungi; Basidiomycota; Agaricomycetes; Agaricales; Schizophyllaceae. The transcript is spliced from 3 exons.
AUGUCUCCCUCUAAGACUUCCGGCCAGUACCACGAGAAGAAGGGCGGCAUCAAGGAGACAAUCGGCAACACCCUUGGUCUCGGUGGUACUGCCAGCGCUGGCCAGACCGAGCGCCACCAGGGCCGCGGCGAGUACGACGCCUCGCGCGCUGAGGGCUGGACGGAGGGCACCGGCGACCGCGUCACCGGCAAGAAGGAUUCUGUAGUCGGCUCUGUAACCGGCGACCGCAGUCAGCAGCAUGCUGGCGAGGCUCGCGAGAACAAGGGCGACUGGAAGCAGACCAUCAACCGCCAUCUGUAG